Penicillium arizonense is the source of this 912-nucleotide messenger RNA. Its product is annotated as alpha/beta hydrolase. NCBI's taxonomy places the organism in Eukaryota, Fungi, Ascomycota, Eurotiomycetes, Eurotiales, Aspergillaceae. The transcript has 2 exons. The coding region runs from base 1 to 912 and encodes 303 amino acids. The record is from RefSeq and is a predicted model, not a curated record.
AUGGCCCUUGCUCGCUUAGAGAUUCAGUUCAACGCUCGCGAUGGGACCACGCUUCGGGGCUGGUUUUAUCCUCAAGACAACAAGUCUCCAUGCGUGAUCAUGACACACGGGUUGGGUGGUGUUCGCCAUUUGUGGCUUCCAGCUUUUGCUGAUCGCUUCCAUGAUGCUGGCUACAAUGUACUACUCUAUGACAAUCGGAACUGGGGUGACAGUGAUGGACUGCCGCGCCAAGAAUCCAACCCGCCACUUCAGCAAGCCGACUACUAUGACGCGUUCAAUUUUGCCUCUACGUUUUCUAACGUGGAUGCUUCACGCAUUGUGUAUUGGGGGACGAGCUUUUCAGGUGGAAAUGUCUUGCACGCCGCUGCUGUGGACAAGCGCAUCAAGGCAGCCAUCGUGCAGUGUCCCGCUGUUUCUGGGGAGACCCGAUCUUUAUCGUUCAAGGACCGGAUCCCAAGCCUUUUGAAUAAUCGCAUUUAUCCCGCUGGUACCCAGCCGGAGAGAAUUCCUCUCAUUGCAGAUGGAAUGGAGGCUGCUCAAAUAGGGGCACCAAACGUUAUGUUCCCCGGCGUUCACGCCUAUAGACAUGUGCGGGAGUCAUACGACUGCGGAGCGGUAUGGGAGAAUUCCCUUACUACUCAGACGCAGGUGAAUAUGCUUCUUUUUGAAGGGCAGGCUAUGAUCCACCGUAUCUCGCCGACUCCACUCCUGAUGGUUAUUCCGGGAAAUGACGUACUUGUCACUACAUCAUCACAAUUGGCCGCUUAUGGCAAAGCAAGGGAACCCAAGCAGAUGCUUUACCUUGAUGGAGCGGGCCAUUUUGAUAUCUAUACGGGAGAGUGGUUCGAAAGGAACAUUACAACACAACUUGAGUUCUUGAAGAGGCACGUCGGCCAACCCGAGAAUGUUUGA